AUGGGUGUUUCUAAGCUCCCUAUGUCAGUAUGUGAUGAUCUGAAUAGGAUGGUGCGGAACUUCUGGUGGGGCUCUUCGGAAGGGAAGAGGAAAACACAUUGGCUGGCUUGGCCCAAAAUUUUGGCACAGAAAAUGAAGGGCGGACUGGGCUUCAGGGACUUCCGCCUGUUCAAUCAGGCCCUGCUAGCCAGGCAGGCAUGGCGCUUACUCACUAAUCCUGCUAGUUUAUGUGCGCAGGUGCUCAAGGCGCGCUACUACCCGGAGGGCCGCCUCGAGGACACGGUGUUCUCGGGGAACGCCUCACCUACCUGGCAAGGCAUCCAGCACGGCCUUGAGCUCUUGAAGAACGGCAUCGUGUGGCGCGUCGGUGGGGGCCAUAACAUUCGCAUAUGGCGUGACCGUUGGCUGCCUACUGAGCCGUCGCGCCAACCCAUUACUCAGCAAGGAACCUGCCGACUAAGGAGAGUGGCGGAGCUCCUCGACGAGUCAGGCAACUGGCGAAUGGACCUCCUCCGUCGCCACUUCCUUCCUCCGGACGUCAACUCGAUUAGUAGCAUCCGGACAUCGCCGCGCGUCACCGACGACAUCCUCACAUGGGCGCCGGAGAAGAACGGUAUCUUCACCGUUCGUUCCGCCUAUCGACUAGCCAUGGACGAGCGCGAGCGUCCAUUGGCAACUUCUACAAGCAGGGCACCGGAUGGUCGUCGCGCCAUCUGGAAGACCAUAUGA
Messenger RNA from Aegilops tauschii subsp. strangulata, 729 nucleotides. RefSeq lists its product as uncharacterized. NCBI's taxonomy places the organism in Eukaryota, Viridiplantae, Streptophyta, Magnoliopsida, Poales, Poaceae. The record is from RefSeq and is a predicted model, not a curated record.